AUGACAAAAGCAGCAGAUGCAAUUCUAGCAGUGAUUACCGUCACCACAUUAUAUUUGGCUCUUUAUUGCAAAGCCAUUCCAACUCCUACAAUUUUUCACGAUGAAAUUCUCCCCGUGCUACCAUGGUGGGCAUUGAUCACUUAUGGAUGUUACGCAUUGUUCAGCUUGGGGUAUGGUGUGUAUACCCUUCACGACAAAAAGGACAAGUACGAAGAGCUCAAAGAUCAGAUUGUUGAGGCUAAGGCAUUCCUCAAGAAGAAUGGCAUUGAUGUUGGUGAAGACUAA
Molecule: messenger RNA, 285 nt
Organism: Brettanomyces bruxellensis
Lineage: Eukaryota; Fungi; Ascomycota; Pichiomycetes; Pichiales; Pichiaceae
Exons: 1
Coding region: 1-285 (94 amino acids)
Biological process (GO): GPI anchor biosynthetic process
Cellular component (GO): dolichol-phosphate-mannose synthase complex; endoplasmic reticulum membrane
Source: RefSeq, a predicted model, not a curated record